Encephalitozoon hellem ATCC 50504 is the source of this 411-nucleotide messenger RNA. RefSeq lists its product as uncharacterized. The transcript has a single exon. The record is from RefSeq and is a predicted model, not a curated record. NCBI's taxonomy places the organism in Eukaryota, Fungi, Microsporidia, Unikaryonidae. The coding region runs from base 1 to 411 and encodes 136 amino acids.
AUGGUGCAUUUAGCUAUACUUUUAUUUUACAUAGGAAUUCAUGCCUCUGAUCCGGACGAGAAACUGAAGGAGGCAAUAAAGACAACUAUAAAAGAAGAGGUCACAAAAGAAAUGUAUGAUAUUGUAGACAAAGCCACAAAUGAUAUGAGGGAAGAUUUAGAAAGAAGAAUCGAUUAUCUUAUCUCCGGGAAGGAGGGGGAGGAAGAUGUGAUGGUAAAUGUGUCAAUGCAAGACACAGAAGAAGGGAAAGAAGAGAUGUCCGCUACCUUUAUUUUAAAGAAAGUUGGGGAAAGUCUGGGUAUUUUGGUUAUACUUCUUCUGAUUAUAUAUCUAGUUACAAAGAUUUUUGAGUACUACCGAAAGCUAAAGGACUGCUCUGAGGGAGGUUUUGAAGACUAUGAUAACUUAUAA